AUGUCGGAGCACUUUCUCCUUUUGGGGCUUCCUUUCCUUCCGACAGGAGCGGACUCCUUCGCGUUUCAAUACAAAAACCUCGUAUCCCUCCUUGGGGCUGCGGGAAAGGACGUUUGUUCAUUCGCUGUCCCGAACUUUAAGGUAGGAACACUUGACUCUCUCAUUGAAGCAAGUGACGAGCUGGCAAAACUGGAUUUACAGGUGGAGAACAGCUUGGAAAAGCAGAUUACGAUAAUGCAAGAGAUAUGUGAAGAGCCACGUGAUGUCGUUGCGACCUUACGAUUCAACCAAACACAGGAGAUGACCCCAGCAGCAUUCGUCAAAGGGUUUCAGUGGAGUUCAGCACAGUUUGACAGCAAUGAAAGUAUUUUGGGCCUGGUGGAAAAGUUUGCAAAUUAUUUCGCAACAACCGAGGAAGGUGUUCGUCUGGUGAUGACGAAGUAUAAUGAAACGCGGAACAAAUUAACUACUGUGACAAGAAAAGCUCAGGGCAAUCUCUCGGUCAAACCUAUUAGGGAACUGGUGACUAUGAAAAACCGGAGCCAUCCCUUCAUUGUUGAUACUGAAUUGCUCACUAACCUCUUCGUCGCAGUGCCCUUAAGUUCGAAGAGAGAGUGGCUAAAUGAAUAUUGGUCCCUCAACGAUUUCGUUUGCCCCGAUUCGAACUGUAUCAUUGCAGAGGAUAGCGAGUUUGUGCUAAACAGCAUCGUCGUCUUUCGUCGAGUGUUGGAGGAUGUGAAGCUGGCGUGCCGGAAGAGGAGGUAUAUUGUACGAGAUUCGGAUGCAGCCGACGAACCGUCGAUAAGGGAUCUAAACGAUUUUAUUAAAAGAGCCGAAAGCGAGAAGAAAAAUUUCGGCUUGGUACUUCGUCAAAGGUACACUGGUUGCUAUGUUGCUUGGGUUCACCUAAAGGCGGUGAGACUUUUUGUGGAAAGUUUAUUGAAAUAUGGGCUGCCUCCACGAUGCAUAUCGAUAUUCCUACAGGUUGACAAGAGAAAGGAAGCAGAAAUAAGAAAGAAAAUAUCACAGCUGUACCCUGAUUUGAGUGUUCCUUUUUCAAACACUUCUUCUGUGGAAGACGGGUCCCUGCAAUACGAAUACCCGUAUGUUUCUAUUAAGAUGACCAAUUUGCAAAGGUGUUAG
Messenger RNA from Trypanosoma brucei brucei TREU927, 1143 nucleotides. Its product is annotated as vacuolar ATP synthase subunit c, putative. NCBI's taxonomy places the organism in Eukaryota, Euglenozoa, Kinetoplastea, Trypanosomatida, Trypanosomatidae. The transcript has a single exon. Gene Ontology annotation, biological process: proton transmembrane transport. Bases 1 to 1143 code for a protein of 380 amino acids. Gene Ontology annotation, molecular function: proton-transporting ATPase activity, rotational mechanism. The record is from RefSeq and is a predicted model, not a curated record. Gene Ontology annotation, cellular component: vacuolar proton-transporting V-type ATPase, V1 domain.